Messenger RNA from Branchiostoma floridae (Florida lancelet), 4019 nucleotides. Its product is annotated as macoilin-like. Gene Ontology annotation, biological process: neuronal signal transduction. Gene Ontology annotation, cellular component: rough endoplasmic reticulum membrane. The record is from RefSeq and is a predicted model, not a curated record. The transcript has 12 exons. The coding region runs from base 127 to 2088 and encodes 653 amino acids. NCBI's taxonomy places the organism in Eukaryota, Metazoa, Chordata, Leptocardii, Amphioxiformes, Branchiostomatidae.
CUCCACAUGAAAUGAUCAGUUUCCUAAAUAACAACAUCUCUCAUUUCGUUACUAACGACUCAAACGUGAAAACAAUACUGCCAGAGACAGUCGGAGCGACGAGGAACAGGCUGGACACACGGGGGAAUGAUGCAGAAGAGACGGAAUGCCGAUAUAGGCAAGCUACGACGGCCGCUGAAGAGGAAUAAAAUCACCGAGAGCAUCUAUGGCAGCACAACAUUCCUGUACCUGAAGUUCCUGUUGGUGUGGGGUCUGGUGAUGCUGGCAGACUUCAUCCUGGAGUUCCGCUUCGAGUACCUCUGGCCGUUCUGGCUGCUCCUACGCAGCGUCUACGACUCCUUCAAGUACCAAGGACUGGCAUUUUCAGUAUUCUUUGUUUGUGUUGCCUUCACAUCGGACAUGAUCUGCCUGCUGUUCAUCCCUGUACACUGGCUGUUCUUCGCUGCCAGCACGUACGUCUGGGUACAGUACGUCUGGCAUACAGAACGAGGGAUCUGUCUGCCGACAGUCUCGCUAUGGCUCUUGUUUGUCUACAUCGAGGCGUCGGUGAGAUUGAAGGACCUCGGAAAAGGAUUCCACGUAGAUCUGUGUCGACCAUUUGCAGCACAUUGUAUUGGCUAUCCAAUGGUCACACUUGGCUUUGGGGUCAAAAGCUACAUAUCAUAUCGGAUGAGACUCCGAAAGCAGAAAGAUGUAGCGAAAGAAAACGAGUUUUACAUGCAGCUGUUGCAGCAAGCGCUACCGCCUGAGAUGCAACAGAAAAAUAUUUAUUCUGGUAACGACACAAAAGCGUUGCCGGCAGCCAAAUCAGGCGAUGAAGUUGUUGCAAACGGCGGUCCAAAGAAACUUGCCGACAAGAAGCUGCCAAACGGCGACAUAGAUGAAGAUGAGUUAGAAUACAUGGAGAACAGCCUAAAGCGCAGCAACCACAGCGACUAUGGUGGCAGCAGAGAGAACUUAUCAGACGGGAAAAAUAAACCGGGCAGCGGGAGCUCCACGCCGCAGAAUAAAGUGAAAAACGGGAGCGUCGUCAAGGACGCGACGUCCCAAGCACAGAAGGCCAAAAAGAACGUAGGAAAGAGCGAUCAGAAGGGAGCAGACGUCACAGCAAGCUCCCUUCAUGCAUCGGUGGAUAAAACAGCCAAACUGGAGAGUGAUAUGAAGAGGCUGAAGGCGGACCUGCAGGCGAGCCGACAGAUGGAGCUGGACCUCCGCUCACACAUCAACUCCCUCAUGCAGGAGGACCGCAUCACCAAGUCUGAGCUCAGCCAGCUGCGCAUGGAUAACGAGAGCCUGCAGUCAAAGUUGCACAACUUGGUGACAGCGCGGCAGAAGGACAAGGAGAACCUCAUCGCCACGGAGAAAAAGCUGCGAGCCGAGCAGGAGAACAAGGCUGCUCUGGAGAAGCAGCUCCGCGACGAGAGGAAGAAAAAACAGGCCGAGGAGAUGGCAGCAGCCAGAGCCCUCGCUGCAGCGGCUGCUAACGCCUCCAGAGGGGAGUGUACUGAGGCCUGUAAGCAGCGGCAUCGCGAGCUCGAGACAGAGGUGAAAAAGCUGCGGCACAACUUGAAGCAGCGCGACGACCAGCUGGCCACAGCUGAGCUCGAGAAGAAGUCCAUGCGGAACAAGGAGUCCCAGCAGGACACCGAGGUUCUGAUGUCAGCGCUGAACGCCAUGCAGGACAAAAACACCCACCUUGAGUCCAGCCUGAGCGCCGAGACGCGCCUCAAACUCGACCUGUUCUCCGCGCUCGGUGAUGUCAAGAGGCAGCAGGAGAUCGCACAAGCCCAACUGAUGCAGAAGGAACAGGAGGUGAAGGAGCUGAAGAUGAAGAUUGCCGAGCUGAUGGCCCUCACGCCGGCCAGCGCCGACAGCACCAUCACCGGCCUCGCCCCCUCCAGCUUCUCUCCCAAGUUCCGCCUGGGGCAGAGCAGCGACGACCCGCCCAGCCCGCAGCAGCUCUCGCCGGGCGGCGUGCUCGGGCUCAGCCAGAACUCCCUGGGGAACUCCCUGGCCCACCUGCACAGCCAGAUGAGCUCCAGCCUCGACCCCAACGCUGCCAUCUACACCCCAAAGAGCCAGCAUUAAGACGCGUGGCGGCCACGCCAUACGGUCGCACCAGGUGCCGGUGACGUGCUAACCUCGCAAAACUAUGCCGCCUCUUUUCUUUAAUCUUUACCUGCUGCCUUAAGAGCCCCAAAAACUUUCUUUUCACUCUCAUUUCUCCUGUCGGCUUGCUAAUUGUGAGCACAGCCUCACCCAGAAAUGGCAAGAUUUCACGGCAGCAAAUUUGGAAAAAAAGCAAUAAAGCAAAGGAUGACUUAAAAGGGUUGAAGUUAACAGAACGUGUUGAACACAAAGUUACCCAGGAUGGUACACAGAUGAACUGUCUCUUCUCUGCUGGUCGGCAGCUACUUACCUUGAAGUCUUAAGUCUCCUUAAGGGUGCCCAGCAUUUCUGAGAAACUGUGGAGGCUAUUUUCUUGGCAUAAUGUUUUCGUGAAGCUCAGUGAAAAUUGUAGCGAUGCUCAGAGGAGCGCUACAUUGCCUUUGUGUACCAGUGGCGUAUAAUUUAUGGAAAUCCUUUUGCAAAUGUUUUAAUAUUGUGUUUUGCAAGUCGUGCAUUGUGAGAAAGAUGGUAAUCGAAAUCUGUAAGUAAAACUGCUUAGCAAUAAUGAUAGUGGCGUCAUAUAAGUGAAGUACUUUGUAUAUGGUGAAAGUCGAAAGAAGAAAUUGAAGUUAAACGUAUCCAAAUUUAUAUCUUCAGAAGUACUAAAGAGUAGAGAGUAUCAUUUAAAGUGUAUGUGUGUAUUGUCUUGAAUUUUGUACUCAAGUAUCAAAGUAUCGUGUUUGUAGAUGGUGGACUGAUCGCACAUUUAUUAAUUUUGUAGAUGCACCCAGUAUGGUUUUAAGAGUGUCCACGUGCCUAUGAUAUAUAACUGAGGAAAACAAGUACUACAAACACUGGUACCUCAGGUCAGCUUUUCAGUUCUGUUUCCAGAUUGUUAACCUGAAAGACUUUGCUGCAAAAAGAGCAAGAAAGAAACUGCUGAGAACAUUUUUUUCAAUGUAUCUUAUCUUCUGUAACUGACUUGAAAAUUCAUUCACGAAAAAGCAAAAAGAAAUCUUGCAAACAGUUUUGUAAAUUCCUAUGUUAUUUUACAAAGUGAAUGUGUAAGCCAUUCAAAUAUUAAGAACUACAUUGUUGUGGCAACUGUAAAUUGCUUUGCAGGAGAAACUAUAAUUAAUUAAGAUUGAGCCAUCAACACUAAUUGAAACAUUAGUCUAUACAUUUUUGAAUGACUAACAACUAAAGAAUCACAUGCAUAAAGAGUUUGCUACAUUACACGAUUGCCUUCUUGGUGCAGAUAGAAACAUAUAUUUGAAAAGUCCUGCAUUAUGAGAUCUCCAUAUAUCGGAGUUUUGAAAAUGGCAACAAUAGCAUUGUAUGGUCCACAAUGGCAACAAUAGCAUUUCAUUUUCCAAACGUUGCAAAAAUCCUAGUUUAGAAAAACAAAAAGACUGGAUUAACAGCAUUCUCAAAUCUUAUUUAUCUUUGCUUCAGUGGCUAACAGACCCAGCCAUGCCGUUCUUUUCAGGGUGCCGUUUUGUUUUGCUAGUUUUCCUCAUGCCUCUCAACAGUGCUUCUCAAUGCUGGGCUCCCCCUUCCCUGUACUUAAAGCCAUAACGCGCGUCACCGGCGCCUGGUGCGACCACACUCUUUACAAGAGAACGUUGAAGGAACGGACUACUGGAACUGAUAUCUUUAACGACUAAGAGCAGCGGAGAAAGACAGGCUAUCAGCUGGGGUUGGCUAACACGGACCCCGCUGUGCCGUAGCUGUGUGCGUAUGAGUUGCGUAUGGGUUAUCAGCCCUGUGGGCGAUACCUGCCCCUGUGACGUGGGGCAUACUGUGUACUUGUGUGAUACGUACUAUACUGUGGAGGGAGGGGGUAAAACGGAAUCUCCUUUCUGUGAUAACUGUUACAAUAAAACUGCUUAUCCUGCAGCAUAAAACAA